This is a messenger RNA of Lactuca virosa, 399 nucleotides long. Lineage: Eukaryota; Viridiplantae; Streptophyta; Magnoliopsida; Asterales; Asteraceae. The record is from the annotation of a GenBank genome assembly.
AUGCAUGACGACGAGAACGGAUCACAUGGUGAUGGGGCUGACGUAAUCCAUGAGGCACCUGUUGACUCUUCGGCACCUUUAGAAGAUGCUGACGUCAUCAACAUACAUGAUGACGUCACCGAAGUAGAGACACAACCAAUACAUUUAGAACUCUCUGAUGAGCACCGUGCCACUCGAACAAGAAGUCAACCAAUCCGAAAGUUAGAAUGGCUUUUCCUUUUGGCUUUCUUUUGUUGUUCCGUACCCCAAUUCUGUGAUGGUGAUGAAACAAUAACCGAGGGAGGUCCCACCCGCAAUCACCACCAUCACCACCGUCCACCGCCUACCGCCGGGGUCACAGAUUCUCUUGAAGACAUCGAAUUAUAUACCCUUUUGGCUUUGAAGGAAGGUGGCGUUUGA